Molecule: messenger RNA, 1050 nt
Organism: Epinephelus moara (kelp grouper)
Lineage: Eukaryota; Metazoa; Chordata; Actinopteri; Perciformes; Serranidae
Exons: 6
Coding region: 69-638 (189 amino acids)
Source: RefSeq, a predicted model, not a curated record
AGGUCCAUCACACUCAGAGCAUAAAUACAGUCGCCCUCCUCUCUGUCCGUCUGUCUGUCUGUGGUCAGAUGAUGAAGUCCGUUCAGUCUGCCGCUCUGUCUCUGACAAUGAUGACGAUGAUGAUGAUGAUGAUGAUGAUGAUGAUGAUGAUAUCUGUCUCUGCUGGUCCUCUUCCUCCUUCACUCAACAGCAGUGAUGAUAUGAACUCUGACAGAGAGACAAACUCCAGCAGGUUCGAGUCUCGUCACCACGGCAACAACACCGAGAGCCACUUUACAAGAGACAUCAACACAAACAUCAUAACCAACAACGACAUGAUGAACAGCACUCUGAAAAAUACUAUAAACGUCUCAGCAAAUAAUGCCAUGAACAACCUGAUGAACAACACAACGAACAUCACGACCAACGACACAAUGAACGAUAUGAUGAACAACACGAUGGAAGACAGAACGAACAUCACUGGCGUCUCGACUUUCGUGUUUGUUCUUCCAAUGGAGAAAGUUGUCUCACCUGUGAUGUACAGUCCACAGUGCGUCCUCCCCACCUGUCUGACAGCGAACCUCGGCUCCUCCCUGCAGAGUGGAGACGAGACAGCCGGCGGCGCCACGACUGACCCUUUUGGUGUCGGGAAGAAGUGACAGGACGCAGCAGCCAUCAUCUUCAUCAUCAUCAUCAUCAUCACCAUCACCAUCACCAUCACCAUCAUCAUCAUUAUCAUCAUCUUCAUCAUCACAUGAACUGGUCUCCAUGGUGACAGGUGCUGAGGAUCAUGGGUAUUCAGAGACAGUAAAGCUGACUGGUCAGAAACAAACUGGUGCUUAGAUCCUGAGCGAUGACAUCAUCAGUCUGGAAAGUCUCUGGGCUCCAUUAAAUAAACUGUUGAAAUUAAAAUACGUCUGACACUUCCUGAAGCUGUGUGAUUGGAUGUCUGUUGGUGAAAUGCACUCUGGGAGCUGUAGUUCAUUCAAUUAAGAUUAUAAUAACAUGAUGUAAUGUCGUAUAUACAAUAUAUAAUAAUAUGUGUAAUAAAGUCUGAUGUGAUACUGUCAA